This is a messenger RNA of Sporothrix brasiliensis 5110, 1428 nucleotides long. RefSeq lists its product as uncharacterized. Lineage: Eukaryota; Fungi; Ascomycota; Sordariomycetes; Ophiostomatales; Ophiostomataceae. The record is from RefSeq and is a predicted model, not a curated record. Bases 1 to 1428 code for a protein of 475 amino acids. The transcript has a single exon.
AUGCUCCCGACAAGGCCAUACAGCUCCCUCAAGGGCAUGCUGCCCAAAAUUCACCACCCCCUGCCGCUCAACGAAAAGAGCCGCAAGAAGCUGCUCGACACGCUGACGACGUCGUUCCGCAAACAUCUCGACCGCGAACACGGUCUGGGCGACGAACAUGCCGAGUCAUCCGUGGCGGCCGCUACGAAAACGGUGACGCAAUCGUCCACCAAGUCCGCCGACGCCGCCACGGCAGCAACGCCAAUUGGCACGCCGUCGUCGUCGCCACGCCACCGCCCAACCGACCGCCAUCUCCGCGCCAUCCUGUCCAACCCGCUCUUUACCUACGACCAGCUUGCCAGCCGCCCGAACCUGCGGUCCAGCGUCACCAAGGCCGUGCCAGCGGCAGCAGCGAAUGCCCCGGGAAUCCUGACGGCCGCCCCACUGUCGUCGGCGCUCGCUCACCCGUCCACCACCCAUGCGGAGACCGCCCAGCGCGACCCCAUGGACAUCUUCGACUGGGCCGUCGCCCGCGGCCUCAUGACCACGAAGCGCGCGGCGGGCUGUCUGCUGGCCAAGCGCCGCGAGGCCGUGCAGUCGUCGCAUGCGCUGGCCAAGACGUUCAUGGCGGACACGGGCGCGGGGCUGCGCGUGCUGCAGUGGCUGCGGGCGUCGGGCCUCGAGCGCGACCUGUCGUUUGUCGCCGACACGCAGUUCACCAGCGUGCUCGUGCAGUUUCUGGCGGCCGAGCCGGCCAUGGAGGCCGUGGUGUGGCAGUGGAUUGCGCGGCUCCAGCAAAACCAGGACGGCCAGGACGGCCCCGCACAGGUCGAGGUCCGCGCCCGCAACGCGCCCGCCUACCGCGUCGGCAGCGCCGCGUUCGUGCUGGACGCCCUCGUCAAGGCCAAGGCCGGCGGCGCCGACACGCUCGACGACGCCUACCGCACGAUGAGCCAGGCAGCCGCCGACCUGCCCGCCGACCUCCCCGCGGCCACCGCCACCGUCCAAAACACAAUCGUCUGGCCCUGGUUCGAGCUCUCGUGGCUGUCCACCCUCAAGGCCUGGAACCUCGCCGACCCCUCCCCGGCCCUGUACGACGGCUUCGCCCGCAUCAUGGACAGCGACCCGCGGCCCAGCGUCCUCAUCGAGCGCGCCCACCUCGACCUGCGCCACCCGACCAAGCCCAGCCCCGCGCCCGCCCAGGCCCUGCUGGACAACGACACGCUGCUGACCAGCGUGCUGCGGCACCGCAUGCCGGCGGAGCCGCCGACGGGCCGGCGGCCGGCGCACGCGGCCCGGAUUGUGUCCAUGGGCCUGGACACCGUGCGGCACCUGGCGUUUGUGGGGCAGUCGGACGAGGCGCAGCGCAUCCUGCACCGGCUGCAGCGCAAGUUUGGCGAGAACAUUGAGCAGCGGCAAGUGCGGGCGUGGGGUACACUGGCGACAUGA